Molecule: messenger RNA, 2551 nt
Organism: Macrobrachium nipponense
Lineage: Eukaryota; Metazoa; Arthropoda; Malacostraca; Decapoda; Palaemonidae
Product: glutamate receptor ionotropic, kainate 5-like
Exons: 12
Coding region: 660-1646 (328 amino acids)
Cellular component (GO): membrane
Molecular function (GO): ligand-gated monoatomic ion channel activity
Source: RefSeq, a predicted model, not a curated record
CGCUAGGUCUAAGCUUCCAGAAGUGGGCCGAAGUGACUCUCUUUAGCUGUGACGGCGCAUUGGAAAAACUCCAAAGAAUACUCACAACAUUUAACCAGUUGGAGAGUCCCAGAAUCAUUGUGGUUCUCUGUUCUUUGGUAAAGACCAAGUACUUAUUUCAAAAGAUUCGUGACGAAUAUCUAGAGUCAGCUGUAACUUGGUGGCUCGUAGUAUUACAAACGGACACUGUGAGUGACAUUUUGGCUAAAAUUAGGGAAGGAACCAAGGUAACAUUUGCUGUAAGGAACAAUACCGACGAAUACUUGUACCUGUUGAAGACAUCUUACGUCAACAUCACCAACUCGGUGGAUCUUCAAGAGAUCGGUUGGUGGGCCUGGGACCAGACGUCUGGGGCAGAGAGCUCGUUGAGAGCUCCUCUGUACUCUCCAAUCAAAGACGCCUACCGCAACUUUGGGGGAAGGAAGCUGAGAGCCACAGUAAUUGCCAAUUGGCCCUAUUGGGUUUUGAGAUACUCGGAAGAUGGGCAGGUUGAACCAACUUCGGGAAUAGACUACAACGUGCUCAGUACUCUCGGGAAGAAGUUUAAUUUCACAUUUGAAGUAUCUUUGACCCCUGAUAAACUUUGGGGUGGCGUCCUGAAUGAUGGGCGAGUAACUGGGAUGGUUGGGGCAGUUCAUCGCUAUGAAGUUCACCUAGCUAUCAAUGAAUUAACGAUCACAGCUCCUAGGGAGAAAGCAGUGGAUUUUACAAUCCCAUAUUUCUUGGAAUCUACAACAAUCAUUUCCCCAUCGCCUACAAAAAUUCUCAGUCCAAAAUCUGUAUUAGAACCAUUUAGAGCCGAGGUGUGGCUUCUGCUCUCCUUGAUUACUCUGGCCAUGGGACCAACUGUGAAAUUCUUUAUAUGGAUGAGGAAAUAUUUCCUGAACGAGAACACAGAGGAGGACCUUUCGCUUAACGACCUGACCUUUGGCAUGUUCAGGCCGAUGGUCGUGCAGGGUUGUAUGAUCCUGCCACUGACCUGGUGUCUCCGAUGCAUUUUUGUCAGCUGGUUCGUCUUCAACACCUACGUUUUUGCUUUAUACUCAGGCACCUUAACAUCAGUAUUGUCAGUGCCAUCUUAUGAGAAACCCAUCGACUCCUUACACGAUCUCUUGGAUGCUAUUAGACAUCGAAGGACACAAAUGCUUACUGUGUGUGGAUCAAACAAUGAAUUCCUUUUCAGUAUGACAACACAGAAAAUCUACGUUGACAUCUGGGCACUAUUUGAUUAUAGCACUGGUUGUGUCAAGACUUGGGAUGAAGGUGUAGAUAAGGUCAUUACAGGAAAAUAUGCAUACAUCAACAACCACAUGGGAGGGCAAGUGCGUGCCAAUCUACGAGGAAAAAGAAAGUUCUACUUUGCCAAGAAUGAAUUUAAUGCUCAUGGAUAUGCCAUUGCCUGUCCCAGUGGUUCUCCUUACAGGGAAGCCUUAGGGGAUGUAUUAAUUUGGUUGAUGUCAACUGGACUAAUACAGAAAUUCUCCAAUGAUGAGCUUUUGAAAGCCCAGAAGCCUGAUGUCAUUGAUAGUAGCAGUCCUGAGCCUUUCACAGUGUUGCAGUUGCAAGCUGGUUUUUAUCUGCUUACAACAGGUGAGGAAACGUACUAAGGCUUGCCGCAAGGGUUUACUCUUCACUGAAAAGUGAAAGUUAGAGCAUGACAGUCCAAGAAGUUGGAGAGCUAGGUGGGAACACAUCUAAGGAAAUGCAUGACAACUGUAAUAUGGCAAUUUCAUCUGGAGGCUGAAGGGAAGCUGCGAACCUGUACUGUUGUCUGCAGUGCACAAUGGCAUGAUAUAUAGUUGGUACUCUUAGGCUAAAUAAAGCUCCUUUAUAUGUGACAGCUUUUGUCUGUAUAUUUAAAAUCCAGUCCUGCAAGUUCCACUUUUUAACUGUGUUCUCUGUUUCACUUAAUAAAUAACUUUGGUAUCUUCACCACAUUUUCCUGAUAAAGAAACAUACAGUAAAGUAUAUCACUUGUCCAAGACAUGGAAAUUAAAAAAAAGAUCUCUUUAAAAACUUAACUUGUUGCUCAUCAUUAACUUAUAAUAGUCAAGUGUGAUGAAUAAUAAAAAGUAUAUUUUAAUAUCCUUUUUUUUUGACUGAUGAUAAGCUAAAAUGGUUACGUACAUAUUUGAUAUGCUAGUACAAUACUAAUCACAUUAUAUUUGUGACUACUACCACCUUAUGGGUUUCUCAAAAUAUUUUAUUUUCCUAAAAUAUAUUUGCAUUAUUUAUUAAUACUAGUCAUUGCAAUGUUGAUUCAGAUAAGUUUGCUGGCUUUGGACAAACAGCAUAGUGAGUGACAGUACUUGUAAACUUCUAGCUGCAUUGUUAUCUCAACUUGAAGGUGUCCUAAUUGCUUCUCUUUAUGAGAAUUUCAAUGGUAUCUAUAUAAUGAAAAAAUUACCAACACAUUGUGGGAUUAAUUUGCAUCAUUGUUUUGUUCCUAUUUUUGAUGUUAUUUGCAUCUUUAUCUAUGACAAAUGUGGUUUGUGAUAAUCAUAAAAGUGAA